Molecule: messenger RNA, 2078 nt
Organism: Hordeum vulgare subsp. vulgare (domesticated barley)
Lineage: Eukaryota; Viridiplantae; Streptophyta; Magnoliopsida; Poales; Poaceae
Product: protein NRT1/ PTR FAMILY 8.5-like
Exons: 6
Coding region: 139-1947 (602 amino acids)
Biological process (GO): transmembrane transport
Cellular component (GO): membrane
Molecular function (GO): transmembrane transporter activity
Source: RefSeq, a predicted model, not a curated record
AAACCAAAAACGACGUGCACUCAAACUGAAAGAGACGUCUCAUCUGUUUCUCCUCUCGUCUACUUUGGUGCCUCCCGUCCAACACAAGCGGUACCUGCUCAUCUUCCUCCAGUUGUAGACGCCCAAAGUUGGAUAGCCAUGGAAGCAGCAGACGAGGAAAGGCACUUGCUUCAUCACCUACCUCCUAGUCCUGACCUGUAUAAGAAUGAGGAUUCAAGGUACACUAGUGAUGGAACAGUAGAUAUCGACGGACGGCCUGCUGCUAAGGCAACAACAGGGAACUGGAGAGCCUGCUUCUUCAUUUUAGGUAUCGAAUUCAUCGAAUCCGUGGCCUUCUUUGGAAUCUCCAAGAACUUGGUUACCUACCUUACCAGCGUGCUCCACGAAAGUAACAUCGACGCGGCAAGGGAUGUGUCUACUUGGAUUGGCACCAACUUCUUGAUGUCGCUUGUCGGAGCUUUCUUGGCAGACACAUAUUGGGGAAGAUACAAGACAAUGGUGGUUUCACUCUCGGUCUACGCCAUUGGGAUGCUUGUGCUAACGGCCUCGGCAACGCUUCCAUGGGCUUUGCAAUACUCCAACCGCAGUGAGAUCCACCGUGUCGCCAUCUAUGCAGGAUUGUAUCUUACAUCUCUUGGUAGUGGUGGCAUUAAGUCAUGCAUUUCUGCCUUUGGCGCCGACCAGUUUGAUAUCGCCGACCCGGCGGAGCGAGUGAAGAAGGGCUCCUUCUUCAACUGGUACUACUUCUCGCUUAGCGCGGGCUCGCUUUUGUCGACCACCGUGAUCGUUUGGGUGCAGGACAAUGUGGGUUGGGGGAUUGGCUUCGCGAUCCCGACGAUCCUCAUGACGGUCGGUUUCGCGGUGUUCGUCGGUGGUAGGAGGACGUACAGGUACACUAGAGUGGGCGAGAGCCCCAUGGUAAGAGUUUCCCGGGUUGUUGUUGCCGCCACACGGAAUUGCCAACUGAAGUUGCCUGGUGAUUGCUCCACACUUCAUCACCCGCCUUCACCACCGGCAGCGGCUGGCUUGGAGGUUCAUCAUACCACUCAGUUCAGAUUUUUGGACAAGGCUGCCAUUGUGCCGCCACUAACACUUGAGAAGAAAGACGUGCAUGUGAGCCCGUGGAGGCUAUGUCCAUUAUCACAUGUGGAGGAGGUGAAGAUGUUGUUUCGUCUGUGCCCAGCUUGGGUGUCCAUAGUGGUCUUCUUCAUGAUCACGGCGCAGAUGUCGUCGACACUGAUUGAGCAGGGCAUGGCAAUGGACAACCGUGUGGGUCCAUUCACCGUGCCGCCGGCCUCCGUCGCCGGAUUCGAAGUGGUCACCACUCUCGUGCUGAUCCCCGUCUACGACGCCGCACUGGUGCCACUGGCCCGGCGCGCCACCGGCCAGGACCGGGGCCUCUCGCUGUUACAGCGGCUAGGCGUCGGCUUUGCGGUAUCCGCGCUCGGAAUGGCCUACGCGGCGCUGCUUGAGAGGAACCGGCUCGCGGCGGCCACGGCCGGCGCGACCGUAAGCAUCAUGUGGCAGGUCCCGGCAUACGCCGUGAUGGGUGCCGGCGAGGUGUUCGCGGUAAUUGGCAUGGUCGAGCUCUUCUACGACCAGGCUCCGCACGGCAUGAGGAGCCUGUGCUCUGCGCUCGCGCAGCUCGCCAUCGCGUCGGGGAACUACCUCAACUCGGCCGCGUUGGGCAUUGUCGCGUCCGCCACGGGGUGGAUCCCGGAGGACCUCAACGACGGGCACUUGGACUACUUCUUUUGGGUGAUGGCGGCGUUCGGCGCCCUGAAUCUGCUGCAGUUUGUUCUCUGCUCCACGAGGUACAGCGGAAAUGCAACUUGUGGAAACACCAUGCAUGUUAGUGAUGCUUCACUUGCUUGGAACACACCCCAUCAGGUGGUUAGAGGUGUAACCGGGUUUGAAGAUAGAGAUAAGAAGAUGGAGAUAGAAUAGGUUUAAACAUGUACUGUAUUACUUGUCUUGUACUUCAACUCUCUGCCCUUAUCAUGUAGGAGUACUCCUAUAUACUCCAUUCGAGGGGUCAAAUGAACCACACAAAUACAUCAUUGAAUUAUUGAGAGUCA